Messenger RNA from Orbicella faveolata, 141 nucleotides. RefSeq names its product octapeptide-repeat protein T2-like. Lineage: Eukaryota; Metazoa; Cnidaria; Anthozoa; Scleractinia; Merulinidae. The record is from RefSeq and is a predicted model, not a curated record.
AUGCAUAGACCUCUAACAAAACGAAUGUUUCAGAUGGAAAGGAAGAAAGGAAGAAAGAAAGAGAGAGAGAAAGAGAGAGAGAGAAAGAGAGAAGAAAGGAAGAAAGGAAGAAAGAAAGAGAGAGAGAAAGAGAGAGAGAGA